Molecule: messenger RNA, 3302 nt
Organism: Pseudopodoces humilis (Tibetan ground-tit)
Lineage: Eukaryota; Metazoa; Chordata; Aves; Passeriformes; Paridae
Gene: CALHM2
Product: calcium homeostasis modulator family member 2
Cellular component (GO): plasma membrane
Molecular function (GO): monoatomic cation channel activity
Source: RefSeq, a predicted model, not a curated record
AGCACCAGGCCACUUCAUCCCCCAUUGGAGUGUUCCCCAGUGCUGGGGGCUGAGCCAGCACUGCCCCCACUGCACCUCUCAGCCCCCGGACGAGAUGGCCGCCCUCAUCGCUGAGAACUUCCGCUUCCUCUCCUUGUUCUUCAAGAGCAAAGAUGUGAUGAUUUUCAAUGGUUUGGUGGCCCUGGGCACGGUGGGGAGCGAGGAGCUCUUCUCUGUUGUCGCCUUCAACUGUCCAUGCUCCCCUGCCCGCAACUACAUCUAUGGGCUGGCUGCUAUCGGUGUCCCGGCCCUGGCCCUCUUCCUCAUUGGUGUCAUCUGGAACAACCACACCUGGAACCUGGUGGCCGAGUGCCACAAGCGUGGCACCAAGAACUUCUCUGCUGCUGCCACCUUCCUCCUCUUCGGCUCCAUCAUGGGCCGGGCAUCUGUGGCACCCAUCACAUGGUCAGUCAUCUCGCUGCUGCGUGGGGAAGCUUACAUCUGUGCCCUCAGCGAGUUUGUCAAGCCGUCCUCCCUGGACAAGUUUCCAGCUGAGUAUGGAGCCGAGGUGCUGGCCAAGUUCCCCUGUAGAGACGUCCCAGCAAACCUCACCAAGUUCAGGGACGAGGUGACACGGAGGCUGAGAUAUGAGUCCCAGCUCUUCGGCUGGCUGCUCAUUGGCAUCGUUGCGGUCCUGGUUUUCCUCACCAAGUGUCUGAAGCACUGCUGCUCACCAUUGAGCUACCGGCAGGAGGCCUACUGGGCCCAGUACCGCUCCAACGAGGACAAGCUCUUCCGACGCACGGCCGAGGUCCACUCCAGGAUCCUGGCAGCCAAGAAUGUGAAACAAUUCUUUGGCUUUGUGGCACUGGACAAGGAGGAGAAGGAGCUGGUGCAGGAGUUCCCGGUGGAGGGCGUCCAGCCGAGCCCCCAGUGGAAUGCCAUCACAGGUGUCUACAUCUACCGAGAGAACAAGGGCUUCCCCCUCUACAGCCGCCUCCACAAAUGGGCCAAAGGGGUGGAAGGGAACGGACCAACCCCAGAAGGCCACGAACUGCUGUUUUUAGCUUCCUAAGACAGAUGUGCACCAGCAGCACUUCCCCAGGGUGCCUGGAAGGCUUUCCAGUAUCGGUGCUCAGCUGAGGGAUGCACUGGGAACAUUCCUCCCAGCAGGAUUACUUCUCUCAAGAGGUAAACAGGAAUCAACAGCCUCAAGGCAGAGACUGAUAAGCAAUACCCCGAGGAACCCCUCCCUCAGAGACAAGUCUCACUGCUGUUCCCAGAGACACAAGGGAGCAAAGAGCAGAUGCAGCCCUUACGUCCAGGCUGCCAGUGCAGCCACUGCCUGAUACACCAGCAGAAGCCUUAGGGAGCAAGAGAUGAGCACAUUUCUCACUGUGACUCCUGCAGUCACACUUGCCUCCCCCACAGCAGGGUUAGCCCCAGCCAUCCCACAUCUAUUUGUUUUAUUGACAUUGAUAUCUUCUUAUACACUUGUGUGAUGCCUGUUACACAGGCAGGUCCCAGAGCACUUUACAGUGCAGUUAAAAGAAGGAAGCAGUGGGUAAAUUCCUGGGGCGAGGAGGUUGCAAUAGCAUCUGAGAAGGGAUGGGUCAAUAAUAGCCACACACCAAAUAACAGAGACUAAAGCAGGAGGUAUCACCACUAUUCCUGGUAUUCAGAAAGGCACUCUGUAAUUACCAAGUUGAAAUUUGGGUAAGACACCAAACUCCCUUUGUUCUUAAUGAAGUGCCUGGCAAUCUCUAAUGAGCCCAAAGAGUCACCACCAUGAGUCUAUAAACCCAGAGGAGGCACUAUCAGCAGAACAGCUUUGGGGCAAGGUAGUGAGGUGGAGACUGAGAGGAAUCAGUACCCACAGCACUGUCUGCAACUCAUUGCAUUUCUCAUCCAGCUGUCAGAUGAGAGUCCUUUGUUUGGGUUACAAGCUGCUGGAACACCUCAACCAGAAUUAGCUUUAUAUAUAUGUAUAUGUAAAGAUACAUACAGUGCAUAUACCAAGUAACCAUAGUUAGUCAGUUGUAUUAACGGAGGACCUUUCUCAGAGAGGAAGGGGAUAAGAAAGCUGCCAGCCCAAAGAGCACAUUCCAUUCACCCAUCUGCAGCACGGGGACUGCAGCCCUGGAGCAACAAGGGGACAGCAGGAACAGGAUGGAGGAGCAGCCCUCUCCCUACCCAUCUACCACUGAAUUUUCUAAAACUCUUUCCACUGCCUUAAUUGGCCCCUGGAGCAGAAUGUCUCUAUUAUGGCCCUGGCCAUCCUCUGGGAAAGCAAAACCAGAAAGGUGUAAAAUUACUACCCUCACCAUGACAGUCUGUGACUAUGGCUUCAAGGCUGCUCCCCUGGCAUUGCAGUCCCUUUUCUCCCAGGGGUCAGUCCUGUGUACUCAAUACUGUUUAAAGAGCUGGCACAACAGAGAAGUUUGUUUUUCCUACUUGAACUGUUUCAUUAUAGGUACAACUUCCUUUUACACUGUGCCAUUUACCAAAAAACCUGAAUAAGUUGUUCAAAAACCAGCUCAAACCCACAGAACUCAGAGGGGCUUACACACAAGGAGAUUCAAAAUAAAUUAUUAAAUGAGAGUUAUUUUUCAUUGCCUUCUGAGUUUUUUUCAGGGGGGUAUAAAAGGCAUAAUUUAACAUUCUCUUUGAACUCAAGGACUGGGAACUUAUUUUUUUUCUUUCUAUUAAAGAUUCAGACCCUCUCCUAUUCAGACCAUCCUAGAAUGUUUUAAAGCAUUACCAUGUAUUACAAAUUAGUAACAUGGCUUUCUAGUUAUUUUUGCAGUGAGUAGCACAAAUCUUGUAUAUUUUGCUGCAAUACACGAUUGCAGCAAAGGAAAGAAAAUUAGUUUAAAAGCUUUUGACAAGUAUGGUGUCUUGCAAGAAUGAGCUGCAGACUAUUCCCUCACAUAAAGAGGCUGGAACACAGCUCAAUGGAUGAGAUCCCAGGAUCCCUGUUCAGCCUCUCUACAGAUUUGCUUUGCAUUUGUGGGAAGGCUUGGCUCUCAGCCUCACCAUCAACUAAUCCACAGAAAUAAUCAGAUGGAAGUUAAAUGAAAUUGCAUUAACUUGAGAUGAAAGGGAGUUAAUUUGCAUUUCUUCUCACUGGUCCUCGAGUGCAAACAUGCAGAUACGCACGCCACCCCCACACAGCCAACACAAGGUAACUUGCUGAAACAAAGCAGAGUUCUUCUUACUUCCUUUAUUUCCCUUGCCUUCCUCCUUGAUAGUCUUAAUUAUUCCUUUGAACCACCUCUACUCUGGUUCCUUCUCUUCCCCUUCCUUCCUUUGAAGGAAAGGGG